UUAUAUUUUUAAAAUAAAUAUCUUACACGGGUUAAAAUGUAGUGUCCAAACUCUUGAGUCUUGAGAAGGGUAACCGCCGCGAGGCUAUUCCUUCUUGCCACACCCCAUCGCCGACGUUUCCAAGGUAAUAAUCUCAGAAAGGGCGAGGCUGGAAAACCCUAGCCCGUUUACAAUGGAGUCGUCAUUUGAUGUCGGCGGAAGCAGUCUGUCUCUUGCCCUCUUCUCCGGCGUUUCCAAUUCCAAAGAGCUACUGGAAUCUAUGCAAGCUGGAACAUUAGAGCCAGAAGUAGCACUACUAAAUGCGUCACUUAUUCCAGACAUUUUCCCCCUUUUAGCAGCUGCACAUAAAGCGCUUCUGGCUAAAUCACGGGACUCUCUUACCACACGAACUCUGCAUUCUGAACUUGUUUAUAACUACUCUGGAUCCAAACAUAUAUCAGAAUCCUUGAGAAGAUGUGGCAUCUCAGACAACUCAACUUACAUCCUUGCAGCUCGUUUUGGUGCUUCAACUGAUGAGGUUGCAGCCAUAGAGAAACUGAUCAAAGGUACAAAGAUUGACCUGAAGGAAUUAGAGCAAAGGGCAAACCAAGCUCAGAUUCAAAAGCAUUUCAAGAUAUCAAAGGUGGAGCUGGAGAUAUCGUCGUUGAGAGAUGCAAUCACCUGCAGAAUCGCUGCUCGAGAUGCAUUGUGAUUUUUUAGCGUGACAUGAUAUGAAUCCUAUGUAUUAUGCUUUACCACUUUGUGUUCUCUUUUGACUCUAUUUUCGUUGAUAGAAUAGGUUCUUGAAAUUCAGCCGUACUCCGGAAGUGCUCCGUAGUUUCAAAAUACAAAAAUUACUACUCAUCAAAACAUAACUACAUAUUUGAUCGUCGUACAACUUUUAUAUCUAAAUAAGUUGCAAAUUAUCACAAAUAAUAUAUGAAUAAUGCUCUUUUUUUGGCUAAUACUGAUUAAUUUG
This is a messenger RNA of Cuscuta campestris, 958 nucleotides long. The record is from the annotation of a GenBank genome assembly. Lineage: Eukaryota; Viridiplantae; Streptophyta; Magnoliopsida; Solanales; Convolvulaceae.